Messenger RNA from Penicillium macrosclerotiorum, 1611 nucleotides. RefSeq names its product aminotransferase-like domain-containing protein. Bases 1 to 1611 code for a protein of 536 amino acids. Lineage: Eukaryota; Fungi; Ascomycota; Eurotiomycetes; Eurotiales; Aspergillaceae. The record is from RefSeq and is a predicted model, not a curated record. The transcript has 8 exons. Gene Ontology annotation, molecular function: pyridoxal phosphate binding; aromatic-amino-acid:2-oxoglutarate transaminase activity; L-2-aminoadipate:2-oxoglutarate transaminase activity. Gene Ontology annotation, biological process: L-tyrosine biosynthetic process; aromatic amino acid catabolic process.
AUGAGCCCACCCGCCCCGUUGGAGGUUGAUAUGGUGGGGGUCACCGAUACCUCGGCCGUGCCUAUUCCUGAUCCGUUGACUGUCAAUGGCGUCGCGGGCUGGCGCCAGAAGAUGGCUCAGAUGCCCACCGGAAUUGCUGCGGCGUGCAGUAGCGAUAUGUUCAAGAGCCCGGCUUGCUAUACCAAGCCUAAAGCGAAGCGUUUUGACCAUCACUUGUCAAUUGAGGCCAAGUCUCGCAAGGCCUCCACGCUUAAGACUGCCGCUCGUUUCCUGAAGAACCCAGGCAUGAUCUCCCUUGGCGGUGGCCUCCCUUCUCCCGAAUACUUCCCAUUUGAGCACCUAGACGUCAAAGUACCCAACCCUCCUGGAUUCUCUCCCGAGGCCACUCAAAAGUCUGGCUCCACUUUGCGCGCUGGAAAGCAUGAUAUCCAGGAAGGUUCUAGCCUGUACGACCUCGAAAUCGCGCUUAACUAUGGCCAGGCUACUGGCGCAGCCCAGCUUCUCCGCUUUAUCACUGAACACACGGAGAUUAUCCACAAUCCUCCUUACUCCGACUGGCAAUGCACGAUGACUGCUGGCAGCACUUAUGCUUGGGAUACAGCUCUCCGUUUGCUGACCGAGCGAGGUGAUUACAUUAUUAUGGAAGAAUACACCUUCGCGAGCGCCGCGGAGACAGCUUUCCCCUUGGGACUCAAAGCACUCGGUAUCCCCAUUGACGAGGAGGGCCUCAUCCCAGAGGCGAUGGACGAGCUUCUCACCAACUGGGACGAGAAAGCCCGAGGCGCACGCAAGCCCUAUGUGCUGUACACAAUCCCGACGGGCCAGAACCCUACUGGCGCCACUCAAUCUGCGGAACGACGCAAGGCAGUUUACAAGGUUGCACAGAAGCAUGAUAUCUACAUCGUUGAGGAUGAGCCCUAUUAUUUCUUGCAGAUGCAGCCCUAUGUUGGCCAGGGUGCUGCGACACCGCCCCCUCCUGCCAACCACGGAGAGUUCAUUAAGUCCCUUGUGCCGUCUUUCUUGAGUUUGGACGUUGACGGCCGUGUGUGUCGAUUGGAGUCUUUCUCGAAGGUCGUUGCCCCAGGUACCCGUGUUGGAUGGAUUGUUGCGUCUGAGCAGAUGGUCGAACGCUUCAUUCGUAACUUUGAGGUCUCUUCGCAAAACCCCAGUGGUAUCUCGCAGAUAGUCCUUUUCAAGCUCCUCGAUGAACACUGGGGCCACUCUGGAUAUUUGGACUGGCUCAUUAAUUUGCGUAUGCAGUACACUAACCGCCGUGACGCUUUGCUUCACUCUUGCGAGAAGCACCUUCCUACUGAGAUUGCCCACUGGGUGGCUCCUGCGGCAGGCAUGUUCCACUGGAUCGAAAUUGACUGGCACAAGCACCCUGGAGUUGCAGCGGGUAAGAGCCGCGAAGAGAUUGAAGAAGAAAUUUUCCUGGGCGCCGUCGAUCAUCAAGUCCUUUUGUCUCGUGGCAGCUGGUUUAAGGCUGACAGCGAGGCGGUUAUGGACAAGAUGUUCUUCCGUGCCACCUAUGCUGCUGCCUCUUCUGAGAAGAUUGAUGAGGCCAUUGCUCGAUUCGCGGAGUGCCUCCGGGAGCAAUUCAAGCUCUAA